GAUAUGCACUCAUAUUCGAUAAUAGACACAUAUUUGAAAUAGCCAUAGACACCACAAAAAUAACAAGGAAAAGAAAAACACAAAAUUCCCACACAGAACAACAAACCCGCCCUCUCUCGCUCUCCGUAGACAAGUUGCAUUUCCGCGGAUUCCCGCAACUCGUUUCUUUUCCCAUUUCCCUCCCAUUGCGGCUUGCCUUGCUAGCGAGUUCCUUUAUAUUCCACCCCCCCUCCCUUGUUGACAGAUCCUUUUUUUUAUUUAGCCCUUUAGCGUUCCUUUUCGUGUCUAUAUGGCGGUCCUGUUGCCCUUUGGUAACGCUCUUGUUCCGAAUCAUCGUCGUGAUAGAACCUCCCGUAUUUUUAAAUCUUGGAGGUCGUCCGUUCAGUUGCCCAACACACGCAUAUCAGGACAUUAUUACCCUCUACCCGGUACUCGUUCGCUGCCAACCGCACGGCCCCCUCCGUCGUACUCCGUGUACUUUUUCUUGCUAGGACCCGCUUCGCCUCCCCGGGACGAUUAAAGCACCAAUCCGUCCGUGGGGGGACCUGGCGACUCACACACCAACGCACAAAACACACAUACGCUCAUUCUUUUAAUCCUUUCGUCAUAACCCGCCGCCGUAUCGCGCCGAUCCAGUUUACAAAAGACAAGUAAACAGUUUCAACAAAGUUGAGAAGCUCUAUCACACCCUCGGACCGACCCUGUUGUCGCUUCUGUUGGCCGCCCAAUGCACGCGUCUCCAGUGGGUCCCACAGAAAAUACUGACUCGGCCGGUGCCACGGCUACGUCUGCCAGCUUGUCUCCUCCGUCCAAUCCUCCUCCUCCUUCCCCCAUAAUAUUAUACGAACUCAUCAUUCGCCAACAGCCCAAUCGGGCUCGAAUGUGUGGCUUUGGAACAAAGGAUUACCGCCCUGUUGAUCCAGCACCAAUCCUACAACUCAUCCGAAGGGAGGGGGAUCGAGUCGUUUUAGACUACAAGGAAAGUACGUCGCUCGUUUGUCAUGCGUCGCUUUGGUCGGCAGAUGGAACAGAAGAGCGAGGAGUCGUCUUGAAUCCGGGCAGUGCUGCCGCACGACGAACUGAAUCGCUCUUCGCAGGAGAGUCAACCUUGACGCCACCACCUUCUAGCUACGUUUCCGUUCUUGUAGGCUCCCUGGUGAGCCCUUGCCACAUUCUCACAGAUGUUGACGGACAAAAGGCGCUUUUCUUCACGUUUGCCGACUUGAGCAUAAGAACGGGCGGCCAUUAUCGGUUGAAAUUCUUUUUGUACGACAUCACCAAGGAUGCUUCACAAGCCAUGGCAUCGGCAAUGUCCGACAUCAUUGCAGUAUUCCCCCCAAAGACAUUUCCUGGAAUGACUGAGUCCUCCCAACUUGCCAAGUGUCUGGCUCGGCAAGGCAUCAAACUACACAUCCGAACCGACAUGAGACGAAACUCUGGAUCAACUCCAGGAGAAACAGGAUCAAACAAUCCAUAUUUGAUGAGUAGCCUCGAGACUUCGUAUAUAGAUGGCGAAUUACCGGACGACGGGCCUGUAGACUUUGGUGAAUUGGCUCAAAGUUCGAAUGAUUUGGAAGACCCAUCGAACAUGGGAAGCUUGUGAACGAAAGAAAAACAAAGGAAUGGAAUCAGAUUCGAAUGACGGCAUUUUCAACCUCAUGACCCAGUGGCCUUUUUCUUGCAUGUAGCGAUUGAUGGCUUUGUAUUUAGGGAAGGUUGUAUUGGUUUUUUUUCUUUUCUUGGCGGAUAUAGUAUCCCGCUGUGAUCGGGUAGAGAGUCAGCCCCUGUUCUGGAAGCGGGGACUUGGGCGCGUUAUGGCCGAGAGAGAGAGAGGGGGGGAGACCGAGAAGGAGGGAGGGAAACAGCAAGGAGACCAGCGAGACUUGCUGAUGUAAUCCUUUACUUACUGACGGAUAAGCACGUAGCUGCGAGAAACACGCCUUCUCGUUGCAUUUGUGCAAUGUUCUUUUUAUUUGCAUGUUUCUAAAGUUUUAAAUUAUAUCUGGUUCUUUUCGUUUCUGUGA
This is a messenger RNA of Spizellomyces punctatus DAOM BR117, 2024 nucleotides long. RefSeq lists its product as uncharacterized. The record is from RefSeq and is a predicted model, not a curated record. Bases 728 to 1603 code for a protein of 291 amino acids. Lineage: Eukaryota; Fungi; Chytridiomycota; Chytridiomycetes; Spizellomycetales; Spizellomycetaceae. The transcript is spliced from 5 exons.